Strongylus vulgaris is the source of this 228-nucleotide messenger RNA. NCBI's taxonomy places the organism in Eukaryota, Metazoa, Nematoda, Chromadorea, Rhabditida, Strongylidae. The record is from the annotation of a GenBank genome assembly.
AUGCCUGUCACUUGCAUGACUUCAUCCCACCGAAUUGUUGGUGUUAUGAAGGCCGUAAGAGAGUCGGUGCAAACACGACAGAGGGGCAAGUGUGUCUGUGGUGUGUUUGAUGAAUUUCAACCUUUCCAAUGGCAGAGUCUGAUUGAUACGAAGGAUGUUCCCAAUGGGAUUGCUCCUGCCACUCUUCCAUCCACCCGCAAAACAAUACGCCUCACCGACGCACCGUAG